CAAUAUAUAGUGGGAGGAAAAAGGAAGGUUUCCAUGGGAGACUUGCAGACAAUUCUUUGGUCGAAACGUAUAUAUGCGUAUUACCCUAUACCCUGGUUUUCUUUUGUCAAAAGCAAUCGCUCACAUUCCCUCAUAUAUUAUUAUAAUAUAUAUGCAAUACAAUACAAUCACCCUUUCCCUACUCUCCAAUUUUUUGCCCUAUAGAUUCCAAAUCCUAUUGUACCUAAUUCACAGCAGACAAAUGGGUCUUCGAGAUUAGAUUGGUGGAAAUUUAUAUGCAAAAUUUACUACCUGUAGAUUUUUUUGCCCUAGCUGCAGAUUCUUGAGUACAGAGUUUACAGGGCUUUGCUAUCAUAAUUUGAUUGAAUGGAUGUGGAGGGACCAAGUAUUUUGUCUGGAAAUGGUGCACAGUCUGUAGAAUCUCGGUCACGUCCAGUUCGACGACAUUUGGAUGAUGCUGUAUAUCAGUUUACACAACAAAAUCUCCCAGCAUGUAAACCUGUCCUUACACCAGCAUGGGUCAUUUCGAUGUUUUUCUUGAUAGGCGUCAUUUUUAUUCCAAUUGGACUUCUCUGUCUUUAUGCUUCUGAAAGUGUUAUUGAGAUUGUUGACAGAUAUGAUAUAGAUUGUGUGCCAGAUAAUUUGAAGAGUCAAAAAGUUGCUUACAUCAAAGAUAACUCAGUUUCCAAGAAUUGUACACGUUACUUAAAGGUGCCCCAAAAUAUGAAAGCUCCAAUUUACAUUUAUUAUCAACUUGAUAACUAUUACCAGAACCACAGAAGGUACGUCAAAAGCAGAAGUGAUAAACAGCUUUUACAUGGAUUACAGUACAAUGAUACGAGUUCUUGCAAUCCCGAAGGCGAAAACAAUGGUCUCCCAAUUGUUCCUUGUGGUUUGAUUGCAUGGAGCUUGUUUAACGACACAUAUUCCUUCUUCAACGGGGCAGAUGCUAUAAAAGUCAACAGGAAAAAUAUUGCUUGGAGGAGUGAUCGUGAACACAAAUAUGGGAAAGACGUUUAUCCAUUCAAUUUCCAGAGCGGGCCUCUAAUUGGUGGUGCAACAUUGGACCCUAACAUCCCUCUAAGUGAUCAGGAGAAUCUCAUUGUAUGGAUGCGUACUGCUGCUCUCCCUACCUUUCGUAAGUUAUAUGGAAAAAUUGAAGUGGACUUAGAGGAAGGUGACUUAAUUAUGGUGAAUCUUGUUAACAACUACAACACGUACAGUUUUGGUGGAAGGAAGAAACUUGUUCUUUCAACAACCAGCUGGCUGGGAGGCAGAAAUAACUUCCUAGGGAUGUCCUAUGUCACUGUCGGUUCCUCAUUUAUCUUCCUCGCUUUUGUCUUCUUGUUACUUCAUGUGAAAAAUCCAAGAUUAUAUGGUUCAACAACCCUCAUUAUGAGUUCUUCAAAUCUUCAUGCAGAUUGGCAGCCUUCCUAAGGCCUUGACUUUUGCUCGGCCUUAUGGGGAUACAAAUUUAUCUUGGAACUGGAAAGGCAUGUCAAACUAGAAGGCGUGACUAUUGCUAAAUUACAAAUUCGUGUUCGAAAAAUUUGGCUUCAUGAAAUGAAGUUCCAGAACAGUACCUAGUCCUCGUAUAUAAACGAAAUUCAUCAAAAGUUUCUCAGGAGGAAAAAAAAGUAUUAGAUUAUACAAGUGUAAACAAUUCCUACAAUUGGCCAAUUGACUUGAUUUGUUAGUCAGUUAACUUUAUGGUGAUAAGUUCUGUAGCAUAUAUUGCUUCGUAUUUGUAUUAGUCCGUCUAUGAAGAGGCUAAUGUUGGUGUCUAUUUUAAAUAUUUAGUGUCCUAUACAUUAUACCUCCAAAAAAUAAAUAUAUUUCCGAGAAUAGAAUAGUUUAGUACAA
Solanum pennellii is the source of this 1863-nucleotide messenger RNA. RefSeq names its product putative ALA-interacting subunit 2. Lineage: Eukaryota; Viridiplantae; Streptophyta; Magnoliopsida; Solanales; Solanaceae. Bases 367 to 1437 code for a protein of 356 amino acids. Gene Ontology annotation, cellular component: endoplasmic reticulum; plasma membrane; Golgi apparatus. The transcript is spliced from 11 exons. The record is from RefSeq and is a predicted model, not a curated record.